CCUACCUCGCCUACCUACAUACAUAGUACCUACUUAGGUAAGUACCUACCUAGAUCUAGGAACUCACUUACUCGACCCUGAGGUCCAUCUCAGAGACACUACAGGUAACUAUCUCUAAAUGCAUUCCCAACAAUCUUCCAAGUAAGAUGUACCGGCUCACAGCUGUGCCUCGACGUCGAACUCGGUCCUAAAACAAAUACACUUGUUUCAUGUCGCCAGACUCUCGCGCUGGUGCUCUGUUUGCGCAAUACCGCAUGUCGUCGCGGUGACGCGCCCGAGGUUAUUGUGAAUUCGCAUCAACUGGGUCAUACUUGGUAAGAACCAUCGCCACGCGCAUCCAUCGCCACUACAUCUGCUUGAAAUCCCCAGCUCAAAAUGCCGAGUGCGCUACAUCCUCAGGCCAAGUUCGAUCCAAUACCUCCGGAUCUCGACCUCCAUGGCCUAGUCGAUCGAACUCCCAACUUUGACUGGGUAACGCGCGUCUCCAUAGCCCAGAUCCGACGUCUUGGCCCAGCCGGCUUUGAGAAACUCGUGCAGCUUCAUGUCAUAGAAGGCGGGCGACCAUUGGUAAUCGAAGGCUGGGACAGGGUUCUGCCAAAGGAUCUAUUCAGCGCUGCGUGGCUAGAGGAAACAUGCGACAAGAAACAGGAAAAUGUCCGCGAUGUCACGGCGCAGACAGAUAUUCCCAUGACCACCGGUCAUUACUUGCGAUCAAUGCAACAACUUACAAACCAGUGGAGCCCAACCAACUUUCGCGACGAGCGCCGACAGCGCCUAUACCUCAAAGAUAUUGACUGCCCAGAGGAGUGGUUUCAACAUUUGAAGAAAAUAAUACCGCCUAAUGUCUUUUAUAUGAACGAGAAUGUCAAUGAGAACCCCAGUCGUAACUCCCGGGAUGACGAUAUUUUUGGUGUCCCGGAGAAAACAUCAGCAAUUGCCGGUGAUCUCAUGAGCAGCCUGGACCCGGAGAUGCGGGCACAAAACCUCAUGUGUUACAUUGGUCAUGAAGGGACAUACACUCCAGCGCAUCGAGAAAUGUGCGCAAGCUUGGGUCAGAAUAUCAUGGUUAACGCAUCUGGGGACGAGAACGGGGAAAAGCCAGGGAGUUCAAUCUGGUUUAUGACAGAGACAAAAGACCGCGAAGUUGUGCGAGAGUAUUUCCUCUCGAUGCUCGGUCAUGAUAUCGAGAUUGAAAAGCAUUUUGCCCAGAUCAAUGCCUGGAAAAAGGCAAACUUCCCUGUGUAUAUCGUCGAGCAAAAAGUGGGCGAUUUCAUAUUGGUACCACCUCUCGCGCCCCAUCAAGUUUGGAAUAGAGGCACGAGAACAAUGAAGGUUGCAUGGAAUAGAACAACCGUGGAAACGCUUGACCUUGCACUACAUGAGGCCCUUCCAAAAGCCCGGCUUGUUUGUCGAGAUGAGCAAUACAAAAACAAGGCCAUCAUCUACUAUACCCUCGAAAAAUACUACAAGGAACUUCAAUCAUUUGAGGAUAGCCCUGAGGUCAGCUGGCUGGGGCUUGGUCAAGAACUCAUGCAAAACUCAGCUCGUAUGAAGCAGAUGGCUCACGAUUUUAAAAGGCUAUUCAAAUUAUUUACCGAAAUACUAGUCGACGAGAUGUUCCAUGACAAAGAGAUGAAUGUUGAGCACAUUCCGUUUGACUCAAACAUCACCUGCUCAUACUGCAGAUCUAAUAUCUUUAACCGGUUCCUGACAUGCAAAUCUUGCGUGCGGCAGCUCAUAAAUGGUGAUGAAGACACAUAUGACGUUUGCAUGGAAUGUUAUGCUAUGGGUCGCUCUUGUGUAUGCAUUUCUGGGCUUAAAUGGUGCGAGCAAUGGCAAUGGUCCGAACUUGUCGACAAACACGAAACUUGGCGUGCGAUGAUUAUAGAGCAAGACGGCUUUGUCGACAUCGAUUUUUCUCCUCAGCCUCUCGAAUUAGCCAGAAAGUUAUCAGGCAAAAAAGCAGUAGCUCAGAUCUGUCAAGAACAGCUGCGAAGACGGCCAUGGAAUGACAUUACAAAACCACCUGAACGGCAACCUGAGGAGUCAGAUGAUCCCGAGGUUGAUGACGAAGGUCGAAUCAAGAAGAAACCCAAGGGAAGGAAGAAGAAACAGGGCGAGACUUACCGUUGCCAUGUAUGCAGUCACAAAGAUUUUACUUACAAGCUGCAUUUCUGUGCGACAUGUACUUCAGCUUACUGCUAUGGCGUCAUGUGGCGAGCAUUUGACAUGAUGCCGCAAGCUAUCAUGGAGCAAGAACAUUGGCAAUGUCCAAAGUGUCUCAAAAUUUGCAACUGUGGUGCGUGUCGGCAAAGUGGGAACACUGAACCAUACAUUCCGAAGAACACGCUGUUAGGCCAUGACACUCGGCCCAUUGCGGAUGAUAGAAGUGUGGAGUCCAUUGUUGACUUCCGUUCUCACAACUUGGGUUGGUUGAAAGUGGUUGGUGAGGAAAAUCGCAGCAAGGAUUCGAAACGAAUGAAUCGACUACGACAACAGGCCGAUGCUGAGAAAGCCAAGAAUCCGCUGGCACCAUUGCAGACGAGUAACGCCCCCCGCGAGAUGGACUCGGCACUUCAGGACUCCAUAAUGAACGGAUACGGCAACCAGAGCCACAUUGUUGAUGAUGAAGUACAGGAGGAGGAAGGUGACCAAAAUCCCGAAGUCCCACCUGUUUCACAUGGAGAACCAGGCAGCCAAGUGGAAACAGCGGAUAUGUCUGGGCUGCAGGAUGCCGAAGGCGAAUCUGUUUAUCCAGACUUGUCAAACUAUCCCGAUCCCACCCUGCUAGAUAGAGGACGUAUGAUGGGUGUCGGGUUUUACGAACAAGAUGAGAGUACUGACAGGAUUUUGUUCGAUGCUUUCCAAAUGCCCACUGCAGAUGCAUUGAAUAGUGAACCUCAGAUGUCCGAUUUUGUCAAGAAAACAUUGCGCCUUGCAAAAAGAAGAGCAAGGCUCGAACAAGAUGAUGAUCCAGAUUUUCAAGGUCCGAAAAGUCACAAGAAAAAACCAAGGACUGGCAAUAUUGAACAGCUGGUCAAUUUAGACCCAGCUUUACUAGGUGUCCUCGGUGACAGUACUCCCACACCAACCCACGAACCAAAUUCUAAUCGUCCGGCUACUCAAGAUCCAACAGAAGGAAUAGAAGGGCAACAGGGAGGGCAACAGGGAGAGAAUAUAACCCCGGCGCCCAAGCCCAAGCCGACACGGCCUCCACUGCCCAUUGAUCCAUUACGACCAACACUUCGACAUGCUAAGCCCAUGACGUCGUACAUUGAGGCUGAAGAACCUGUAGAAGAUCCGGACGACACAAUUCCUAUAAGGAUUAGCAAUGAGCAAGUACCGUCGGCAGUAGAUUUGGCAGCAGAAGCGGUUCGUGCUAUUACGGAUACACCUGCACCGCAAGCGGAAUCACCGAACACAGAGCCAACAACACAAUAUACUGGUAAAAAACGAGGACGACGACCACAAAGUUCACUUAGCACAGACUCAUCGCCGCCUACAGGGGCAAAGCGGCGAGGUCGUCCUCCUGGAAGAGGCCGAGCACGGAGAUCAACCCUCAAUCGAGUCGAGAAUCUUGAAGAUGCCACUAUGGUCGAUGUGGACAACCAGGCUGACGAUAGUGGUCAAAACAACGCUAACAGUAUCGAAGAGAAUGUGACCGUGGAUGAGCUAGAGGCCCAACUAGUGGAAGAACUAGGAUCACCCGAAGACGAUGAUGUGAAGUCGGAUUAUACUCCUUCACAGAACGGCCCGAGCAAACGCAGAGGUCGUCCUCCAGGCGCUAAACGUUCCCAGCCGUCGGCGGUGCCUCCCACGGAGUCUAAAACGGUCCUAGAACCCACUAAAGACUUUCGAUCCAUGUCUAUGCAAGAGAGGAUGGCUCUAAGGGGCAAGAAGAUCCGCAUCGGACAACGUGGUCGUGCACGAGAUACCGGUAUAUCCGGAAAUAGUACGCCAACACCCACGGUGUCUGCACCAAAGUCGGAUCUUCCCGCCCUAAAUAUGGAUGCCGAGGAACCUAGCACUACUCCUAAGCGUGGCCGUGCUGAACUCGUUGAUGACGAUUUUGAACCUCUCGCGGUCGAACAAUCGCCGUCUGUCUCAUCGGCGUCAGACCCUGAUGAAGCGCCACCGCCACGGCGAGUUUCAAGUAAGCCAGGUGGACCAACUGUUGUCAGAUUGGCUUCCUCUGAUGAAAGUUCUGCAGGUUCUGCGUUCGAUUCAAGCGAGGACGAGAUCCCAGCAAGGAAAAUCUUAUCGACUCGUGGUAGAGGCCGGGGCAGAGGACGAGGUAGCCGAUGGGCCACGCGUGGUCGGACAUAAUUGAGGUGUUAGUUGUGACUUAAUAUUUGUGAAGAAAGCCCUCGUUGCAAUUAUUGAUUUAAAAUUUGGAACGGGAACGGGGCUACCUUGGCAAUGAUUGCAAUGUUAUGAUACCAAAAUACUGAAGGCUUCAACUUAGCUUUGAACCCCAAAAGGAGUAAAAUGUCUGCAAACAUUACUUGUUACUAGUACGUAAACUGCGGUAGGCCUAACUCCCUCGUUUCGAAUUUGCCCUUCUUCGGAAUCGUCAAAUCUAUCCGGUCGUGCUCCGUCACAACCCCGAAAGGCGAGCAUGUCACUUUCAGAUGGUUGUUCCAGGUGACGUUGACGUCCUCUAAUGGCUACAAUGCUAGGUGCAAUUAGUGAACCUUGCGAUAUAGCACCAGUAGUAAUACUUGCUGUGAUCGACUUCGACGGCCAGCUGAUAGUCGUUCAGUGGGCUGGUUGUAUGUACACCGACCGCGUGACGUGAU
Messenger RNA from Xylaria bambusicola, 4799 nucleotides. RefSeq lists its product as uncharacterized. Lineage: Eukaryota; Fungi; Ascomycota; Sordariomycetes; Xylariales; Xylariaceae. The record is from RefSeq and is a predicted model, not a curated record. The transcript has 2 exons. Bases 376 to 4326 code for a protein of 1316 amino acids.